This is a messenger RNA of Larimichthys crocea (large yellow croaker), 2674 nucleotides long. It is a transcript of the gene gabrg3, whose product is annotated as gamma-aminobutyric acid type A receptor subunit gamma3. The record is from RefSeq and is a predicted model, not a curated record. Lineage: Eukaryota; Metazoa; Chordata; Actinopteri; Sciaenidae. Gene Ontology annotation, biological process: gamma-aminobutyric acid signaling pathway; monoatomic ion transmembrane transport; chloride transport. Gene Ontology annotation, molecular function: GABA-A receptor activity; extracellular ligand-gated monoatomic ion channel activity. The transcript is spliced from 9 exons. The coding region runs from base 296 to 1636 and encodes 446 amino acids. Gene Ontology annotation, cellular component: membrane.
UGUGCGCACCUGCGUAAGACCAGCAGUGUCCGCAAAUCUGCAAACCUCAUACAAGUGAGAAGCAGCUCCUGCGUCUCACAACCCGCCCGUGAGGAAGGAUUUCCAAACGUCUCUUUGUUUUUGUUUUUUUGUUUGUGUUUUUUAACAAUGACUGAAAUUUGUGCUGGAUUACAAACUACGAGGAGCGUUUGUUGCCUCGUUUUAUCCUCCGAGCAGCUGUGACCAUCGUGUCCAGACACCGAUACGCACCGUGCUCGGACACAUCUCUCUACUUGUUGUCACCCUGCGAGAAACAAUGUCAUCCAAAUUAUUGGCUUAUGUCUUACUCCUGUCUGUCCUUCACACAUGCUCUCUAACAGUCGAGUAUGAAGAGGACUACGAGGAUGUCACUGUGAACCAAAUGCUGGCCCCUAAAUCACAAGACACCGACACCACGGAAAUACUCAACAAUUUAUUGAAAGAAUAUGACAAGAAACUGCGUCCAGACAUCGGAGUUAAACCAACUGUUAUAGACGUUGGCAUAUUUGUGAACAGCAUCGGACCGGUGUCAUCAAUAAAUAUGGAAUACCAAAUUGACAUCAUCUUUGCCCAGACGUGGACAGACAGCCGCCUCAGAUACAACAGCACAAUGAAAAAACUGACUUUGAACAGCAAUAUGGUUGGACUUAUUUGGCUACCAGACACCAUCUUCAGGAACUCCAAGAAUGCAGAUUCCCACUGGAUUACAAUGCCCAACCAGCUGCUCAGAAUAUGGAACGAUGGGAAGAUACUUUACACCUUAAGGCUGACAAUAAACGCAGAAUGCCAGCUGCAGCUGCACAACUUCCCAAUGGACGAACACUCCUGUCCACUCAUCUUCUCCAGCUAUGGAUACCCACGAGAUGAGAUGAUUUACAAGUGGAGGAAGAACUCUGUGGAGGCGGCUGACCAAAAGUCCUGGCGUCUCUACCAGUUUGAUUUUAUGGGCCUGAGAAACACUACCGACAUAAUAAAGACUACAGCAGGUGACUAUGUGGUGAUGACGGUGUAUUUUGACUUGAGUAGAAGAAUGGGCUACUUCACCAUCCAGACUUACAUACCCUGCAUCCUCACCGUGGUUCUCUCCUGGGUCUCCUUUUGGAUCAAAAAAGACGCCACGCCAGCGAGGACGGCUUUAGGUAUAACCACAGUGCUCACUAUGACUACCCUCAGUAGUGUGGCCAGGAUGUCACUACCCAGAGUGUCUUAUGUCACUGCCAUGGACCUUUUCGUCACCGUCUGCUUCCUCUUUGUCUUUGCUGCUCUGAUGGAGUACGCAACGUUGAAUUACUAUUCAUACAGCGCUCGAAGACCAAGCUGCAUGGAACCUAAAAGAUCGAACUAUUCUGUCCUGGAUGUGAGACCUCCACACACCGUCAUUGCUUUAAACAACUCCAUGUACUGGCAGGACUUUGAGGAGGCUUGUGUCUACGAGUGUCUGGAUGGAAAAGACUGCCAGAGCUUCUUCUGCUGCUUCGAGGAGUGUAAAGGAGGCGCGUGGAGAAAAGGACGCGUCCACAUAGAUUUACUUGAACUGGACACAUACUCGCGCGUCUUUUUCCCCACCUCCUUCUUGCUGUUCAACAUCGUCUACUGGGUAGGUUAUCUCUACCUUUAGCACACUGCAGGAGCAUGGUCUUUUGGUCACAAAAGAAGGACAGCACAGUUUAACAGAAGAAAUUCAAAAUAAAUAAGAAAGGUAACACCAAAUAAACUCUUCGCUGUGGUACCUGAAGCACUCACCUGGAGAUAAACAGAGAGGACAGGGUGUGUCUGCAGCACCAAGCAGAGAUUUCUGCCUCUGUGACUUCAGGUAUGAGAAUACGACACAAUACUGAUUCACUUCGAUAUGCUGUACACAGAGGGAGGACAGGAUGGACUGACAAAGAAGACAAAGAAGGAAAUGUGCUUUGCACUGCUACCCCCAAACUUCUCAAUCAGGAGGAUGACUUGUGUUGUAGGGAUUGUACUGGCAUGUUAUUAACCAGCCAUCAGUCAAAUCCAGUUGAUGAAAAUCCAAGGACGUUCAAACCAUUCAUAGUGCCUUCCUCUGGAGGGGUAGAUACUAUCUGCUACAAUAAUCAGGGAAUAAUGAUUUAUAAAUAAUAAAAAAAAAUACAAGAGUCUGGCUUUGACUGAUUGUGGCUGUUUUCAUCCAGAGUUUUGAGUUUAUGAAACAGCCGUUUGUUGUAACAAUCAUAUAAAAAGUCUUUAUUAUCUCCUCACACUGACUUUCAGUCAUUAGGCAUGGCUCAUUCCUCCUGCUUGCACCUCUAUAUGGUAUAAUAAAUAAAUUAGUUCCCAGAGAAGAGGACGAUUUGAAUUGACCUCAUAAGCAGAAAGAAUAAUACUAUGUGAUUUAUUGGCUUUAUUUAUUUAUUUUAUUUAACAGAGCGUGAGCCCAAACCCGAACUCAUAUUAAAUACAUUUCCUUCAAGGGAAUAGUUUGAUAUUUUGGGAAAUACAUUUAUUUGCUUUCUUGUCAAGAGUUACAUGAGAAGAUUGAUGCCACGUCCAUGUACACUAAAUAUGUAGCUGUUUCCAGUCUUUAUGCUAAAGCUAAAAAGAAAAGAAAAGAGAAAAGGGGUGUCAUUGAUAGUUAUGAUUAACUUCAAGCCUUAAUAUAAUGUAAACAGGUCAGUUCUAUAAAAAUUCA